Molecule: messenger RNA, 3985 nt
Organism: Phlebotomus argentipes
Lineage: Eukaryota; Metazoa; Arthropoda; Insecta; Diptera; Psychodidae
Product: xanthine dehydrogenase-like
Exons: 5
Coding region: 1-3729 (1242 amino acids)
Molecular function (GO): iron ion binding; iron-sulfur cluster binding; oxidoreductase activity
Source: RefSeq, a predicted model, not a curated record
AUGGGAAAUGACAUCAUGUGCGUGGAAAAUGUUCCCCUGGACACAACGCUCAACACAUUCAUUCGACUGUACGCCAAUCUAACGGCCACGAAGUUUAUGUGUCGCGAAGGCAGCUGCGGCUGCUGUAUUGUGGCUCUCCAUGGCCUUCACCCAGUAACGCGCCAAUUGGCUUCGUGGUCAGUCAACUCCUGCCUCUUCCCCAUCUACUCAUGCCACGGCAUGCACAUCGUCACCGCGGAGGGCCUCAAGGGCGCCGCUCGCCGUCCGCACGCUCUGCAGGCGCGCCUCGCCGCAUCCUUCGGCAGCCAGUGCGGCUUCUGCAGUCCUGGCUUCGUCAUGACAAUGUACGGCUUGCUGGAGGGCAAAAACCGCCGAGUCAGCAUGAGCGAUAUUGAGAAUGCCUUGGCGGGGAAUAUCUGCCGAUGCACAGGAUAUCGACCCAUCUUGGACGCCUUUAAGUCCUUCGCCAUGGACGCUCCGCGAGCCCUGGCUGACAUUGAAGACCUGCCGAAAUCCUGUACCAUUCCACGCAAAGUUUGCUUCGAAACAGUCCACAAUGAGGUGCAUCUUCGCCUUCCAGAUGGCGCAGAGUGGCACAAAGUCUACACCAUUCCGGACAUUUUGAGGAUCCUGCAAACUAUCGAGGAUCGAUCGUAUAUUCUACUGUCCGGAAACACCGCUCGAGGACUCUAUCCUCAAGAUAAUGGUCAAUACCCAGACGUGUUUGUUGAUGUUUCCGCUGUGAAAGAACUUCGCACAAUAUCCUUAAAUUCCGUCCUCGAGAUCGGCGCCAAUGUUCCUCUAAGUGAAGUGAUCGACACACUCAAGAAGGCCUCUGAGGUGCGCAGUGAUUUCUUCUACUGUCGCCAAAUGGCGAAGCAUUUUGAGCGUAUUGCCAAUGUCGCAGUUCGUAAUGUCGGCACAAUAGCAGGAAACUUGAGUAUCAAGUAUCGACAUAAAGAAUUUGUGUCUGACAUAUUCGUUCUUUUGGAAGCCAUAGGAGCCACUGUAACAAUUAUAUCAUCCAUAGGCAGCAUUAAGAUAAUGAGAGUGGCGGAUUUCCUCAAAAUCAGCAUGAAAAAUCGAAUUAUUGUCCGAAUAACACUUCCAUCUCUGCCCAAGAAUGCGUAUCAAUACUUCAGCUAUAAAGUAAUGCCCAGAGCGCAAAAUUCCUUGGCUCUGCUCAACUGUGCCUUUCUGUUCAAAUUCAACUCCGAUCGUUCGUCAGUGUUGAAUGCAAGACUGUGUUUUGGAGGGAUAAAUCCUCACUUUAUCCACGCGACCUCAACGGAAAAGCUUUUGCAGGGUCGAGAUUUAUUCCAGGACUGCACAAUUCAGGCUGCUUGCGUGAAUCUUGAAAGCGAAUUGAUCCUUGAUUGGGUGCUUCCAGAUCCUCACCCGAACUACCGCAAAAUGGUGGCUCUUGGACUGUUCUAUAAGGCUGUAAUUGGCAUGUGUCCUUUGGACAGAGUCAGGCCGGAGAUUAGAAGUGCCGGCAAGGAUGCCGAAUUGAUGUUGUCGUCUGGAGAGCAACACUUCACAGCCAAGGAGAGUCAAGGACCUGUCUUGAAGCUAGAAGCGAUGGAUCAGUGCACAGGCGAUGCAAAGUACAUAAACGAUAUGCCUUAUAUGCCAAAUGAAGUUUGGGGUGCUUUUGUAUGUGCAACAGAGUCAACGGCAACUAUCGUGAACGUAAAUACAAGCAAGGCUCUGGACAUGCCAGGAGUUGUUGCGUUUUACGGCGCUAAUGACAUUCCGGGAAUAAACAACUGCACACAUCCCAUUAUGUAUCAAGAGGAGAGUCAGGAGCUGUUCUGCAGUGGAAGGAUCAUUUACCACGGUCAACCGAUAGGCAUGAUUCUUGCAGCUACGAUGGAUAUUGCGCAAGCAGCAGCUCAUCAAGUUGUUGUGACUUAUCGCAGAGAUCUGACCAAUCCACCAAUCGCUACCAUCAAAGACGCUCUGGAAGAGACAAACCAGACUAGAAUAGGACGUGACAUUCUCAAUAUGUUGGAUGCAAGCAAUCACGGUCUAGACAUUGCAUACACAUUCACUGGUAGAUUCGAACUUGGUUCACAGUUUCACUUCAGUUUGGAACCGCAGACAACCAUUUGUGUUCCCAGUGAAGACGGCAUGGAGGUUUACUGCUCAACUCAAUGGAUGAACCUCGUGAAGGUUAUCAUAGCACAAGUUGUCAACAUACCGGAGAACACUGUGUCUAUGCAGCUGAAGCGAGUUGGCGGCGCUUAUGGUGGAAAGCUGUACAACAGUGUUUUUGCUGCAGUAGCUUGCGCUCUGGCUUGCCAUCUGCAGAGGCGCCCUGUUAGAUUUGUGCUAUCCCUCGAAGCGUCUAUGAUUGCUCUGGGCAAGAGGUUGCCCGUGUUAACAGAUUACGAAGCAAAAGUGAGUGAACUUGGGAAGAUACAGAGGCUGAGACAAGAAAUUUGGAUGGAUUUCGGGGCAAUCAUCUCAAACAGACUGGAUUUGCACACAACGAAUGGCUUGCAGAGUUGCUAUGACAGCUCCUAUUGGACUGUUCAUGGUAAGUGCGUGAAAACAAACACACCAAGCAACACUUGGUGUCGCGGACCUGGAUUUGUGGAGGGAAUCGCCAUGAUUGAGAACAUUAUGGAACACAUCGCGAAAACCGUGAAGAGAGAUUCGCUAGAUGUGCGUCUGGAGAAUCUUCCUGAAGAGACGCCAAUGAGGAAAUAUCUCAUAGAUUUCGCAAAGUCUGUGUGCUACAGAAAGCGCAAAAUGGAGAUUGACUCCUUCAAUCACAUGAAUCGCUGGAGAAAACAAGGAAUUGCUAUAAUUCCUAUUAGCUUCACUACACAAUACUAUGCUCUGAGUUCAUCUUCUGUCUCUAUUAAUGCAUAUGAUGGUACAGUUACGAUUAUUACAAGCGGAAAUGAACUCGGUCAGGGGUUGAAUACAAAAAUUGCUCAAAUAGCUGCUCAGACUCUGAACAUUCCCUUGAGCUUCAUCAAAGUGGGACCUACAAAUGAUUUGAUCAGCAAUGGAGGAACUGGAUCGGUGGGAAGUCAAACGAACCAAGCUGUUGGUUUUGCCACUCAGAGAGCUUGCAAGCUUAUCCUGGAGCGCAUGGAGCCUGUCAAGAGGGAAAUGGGAGAUGUUCCGUGGCGUGAACUCACUCAGGAGUGCUUCAAGCGCUUCAUUUCCAUGUCCGAGACGCAUAGCCAUCGGCCGGAUGAAGAUCCUAUUUCUCCAGUUUGGGCGAUGGCCUGCGCCCAAGUGGAGGUGGACAUUCUCACAGGAGUGGUUCAAGUUCAGCGAGUGGACAUCGCGGAGGACGUAGGAAAGAGCAUUAAUCCACAUAUUGACAUUGGUCAGAUCGAGGGUGCUUUCGUCAUGGGCCUGGGAUAUUGGCUGCACGAGCGCAUUCUGCAUGAUCGACUCUCUGGUGUGCUGACAACGCGAAACGCGUUGACCUACAAUCCGCCAGGGGCCAAGGACAUUCCGACGGACUUCAGAGUGACACUUCUCGACUCCAGGGACGGGUAUUUGGGUGGUGUCCUGGGAUCAAAGGCUGUUGGAGAGCCUGCAACGUGCCUUAGUGCCGUUCUGCCUUGCGCCAUUCGCUACGCUUUGGACUCUGCGCGUCGCGAUGCUGGUGUGAAUGACGAUUGGUAUGAACUUAAUUGUCCAUUGACUCCUGAUCGGAUUCUACAAGUGUGCGAAACGAAAAUUCAACAGUUUCAGCUAUAGCGAAUAAGUAUUCCGAGCUUUAUUUGCCUCUUAGUGAAGUAGCUUACGAGAUUUAGCAGUGGAUCUGCUAAAGUUAAGAGAUCGCAAAUGAUGUAAUUCAAAUAAAAUAUAUUUACUUUGACAAAACAUCCGAUAAUUGCGCCAUAAAAUCACACCGACAGCACAAAAGUGUCAGGGAAAGUAAGCAAGAUGUGAGCAUAACUUGAAAUAGAAUUCAUUAAAUUGCUUUUUAUGCAAAAUACAUCUCUCCCAAGUC